Messenger RNA from Paramormyrops kingsleyae, 4534 nucleotides. RefSeq lists its product as uncharacterized. The record is from RefSeq and is a predicted model, not a curated record. Lineage: Eukaryota; Metazoa; Chordata; Actinopteri; Osteoglossiformes; Mormyridae.
GUGUGACUUUGCAGUACACGUGUAUCUCAUUUAGGGUUUACUCAGGAUUUCCUUUACAGAGCAGGAAAAAGGCAUCCCGGGUUGGAGGUGGGGGUAGGUGGGCAUGUAUAGUGAAAGCGCGAUACUUCGUGGGAUGUAACAGAUUUUAGAAAAGAAGAUUUGGGUAUCACAGUGGAAGCGUGGUCGAAUCAGAGGCCCCUGAGACCUUUGCUUUAAGGAUCCCUCCCAGUAAUCUGUAUGGAAGGGAAGGAGCUGUCACAUUUCUCUCUGGGAUGUAUAAAACAACAAAAUGCGGAUCAACGUUUAUCUUUUUAUUUUUAUUUUCCACACAGACUGGAAAGAGACCCGUCAUUCUUCUAAGGAUAUGAAUGAAUUCUGGGGUGUGUAUGCCCAGACAAACUUUGGUACACACACACAGACAAUCUCUCAAGAAAUUUUGGAACUUUCCAGUAAGCAGGAGAAAUCACGGCAUUCAGGGUCUCCUGUGCCAGAUUUAGAUCACAAGAGCAAUAUUCAUCUCACCCUGGGGGUGGAAGGUCAAGGGUUGGGGUAUGGCACCACCGUCACUACAUUCCAGAGCACAACCCCGGCCCCCUCCCUCUGGACUGGUUCCAGUAUGUCUGCAGUACCUGAUAAGGAAACUGCCGUCCUCGCUCAGGAAGUGUCACACAAUCACCCGGACGCGUCUGGUACCGCUCCUGGCGUUUUGUACAUUAGCACCAGCUCUCUGGGCCGCUCCAUGCCUGAGAGCAGCGGGCAGAGGCAGAUCUCUGUAGUACCGGGCCAAACGGUCUCAGAACAUCUGGUUGCUGAUGUCAAGUCAGAGGUGUCACUGCUCCUGAAGUCCUCCACGCCUUCCCCCACUCUCAGUUCUGUCAGUGUACCAUUCACACAGAGCCUGGGCAGCCAUCUGCAGACGGCAGACUCUAGGCAUGCAGGAGCUCCUCUCCUUUCCACUGCAGGGCUGCUAGAGGCCUCCUCCUCCAGAAUGCUUUCAGCCAUCACUGCGACUUCUCCUGGUUCGCUACCGGAUGCCCUGAGCCAGCAGAGUGACAGCUAUGACACUCCCACAGACCUCCCAGGGGGAAAAUGUCAUGUUGAUAUGAGCAUCAUCCCUUCCAGCAUCACGUCCUUCCGCUCUGAAGAUGGACCGGUUGAGUUUGACACCCAAAGCGUGUCACCCACUUCAGGCAUACUGCCAACUGCCUCAGAUGCAUUCGCCGAACAUUCACUCAUCACUGUACCUGCAGGGCUCUCCCAGGAACCUUCAGGAGAACCAGCCACAGGACCAGGUGCCCUUUUGGGAAGGGAUUCGAGAAAUGUCACCCACAAAGGGUCACCUUUGGGCUCAGUGCUUGAGGACACUACUAACAUGGGAUUAGGACUAAGUCACAUGACUGCUGUGGGUGCCACUGGGGAAAUUGAAUUAAACACUAUAGAUGAGGCCUCUCAUCCAGAUGUUCCUUUGUUCUCUAGUACUGAGAGGUUGAAUGCAGAAAAUGUUACCUCAGAGAGAAUUGGAGAUACCAUGCAAAGCAGACAUCCUGACAGUCAAUUUACAACCACUAAUACUUAUGUAGGACUAGAUGAUCAAGGAGCACAUGACAUUACAGACUCCAACACAUUUCACUUUCAGCAAGAGUCAACCGAUGUAAGUAAUGCUGACUUGCAUCCAUCUGAUCCCCAUACGAAUCCACAACAGAGUUCUGCACAGUCACACUCCACAGCAUCUCAUAGAGGAACACAGCCAAAUGGUAAUUCCUCCAUUUACAGCACCGUAAGUGGUCUGGAGGAGCUGACCACCAUGGUUUCCAUGUCUCCUGUAUUGACCCAAAGAACUAGUGUAUCUCAAAACCUAGAUGGAAGGACUUUUACCAGCAGUAAAGGGGAUUCUGAGAAUGAAAAUACCAGCCCCGAACAUACUACUCGAGAAUACUCUCAGAGAGUAACACCAGUACACACCCUCACAGUCAGCUCUACCGAGUCUGAAAAGAUCCCACUGAGUAGGAGAGAUGGGACCUCCACCUCAGUAGAUCCUCCUACUUCUUCCACUUUGAAGGUGAGCAGCCCCAACUUCCUGUCACCAGGCAGCUUGCCGGUGAAUCCUAUGGCACCGGAAAGACUGUCCCCUUCGGUGCAAAGUGGAGUGACACCAUACUGCCACAACUGUGUGACCAACCCACUGGUGACCACCAAUUCCACAGUCAGCACGAGUGAACGUGCAAUCAGGCAUGGCCCUGUGAAGAGCACAGCAGCCCCACCUUCUACAUCCCCUCCCAAGACGGCGCCAGAGGCCCUGGGGAACCCCCUGGCCACUGAGGGGGCUGUGGCCAUGGGCCCAUCCUCCGUGCACACCACUGUAAGCAGGCCUGGGACAACCCUUCAAUCUUCAGCUCAAACGGUCAAACAGAGAAUUUUCAUUGUUGAGGACCAGCCAGCCAUCAUCAAAGAGGAAACAGCACAGCUCCUCCUGCAGGUCGUACUGGCAUCUGGGCCGUUGGGGGAUGAAGAGGAUCAUCAUCUGAGAGACUUGGAGGAGGACACAGUCACAGAGUUACAUCCAUUCUUACAGAGGGCUCCUGGCUUUCAGGCCCUGCAGCUGUCAUGGACAAGCACCUCAGCUGUCGUGCAGAGCGUGGCCACGUUCGACACCAGGAGAGCCCUGCCGUGGCUGGGGGUGGCUGGGGCACCCCUCCUGCAGGUGACGGGGCUAAGUGAUGCCAUGAUGAAGGGGCUGUAUGUGAACAGCGCGAGAGUGCAGAAGAUCACCGUGGGAGGACUGCAGUCUGAUCCUUGCUCCUGGCUCUUCCUAUGCCCCCCCGGCUUCCGAUGUGUGCCAGCCCACUCGGGCAAUGCCAGCUGCACCUCGCUGUGCCACGCGGGCUAUUGCAAGAAUGAUGGCAUAUGCAGCCACCACCAUGGCGAGGCGCCUACGUGCCAGUGCCCCGUUGGUGAGGACUUCUGGUUCAUGGGCAGGCAGUGUGACUCGCAGAUGACACGGCAGAGGCUGGUGGGCGUGUGCAUUGGCGUGCUUAUUGCUGUGGCCCUGCUGAUGGCCGCCGUGUCCUUUCUGGUCAUACGGCACUUCAAGGCCAUGCUGGUCCAGGCCAAGGUGGAUCAGACACGCAGCAGUUACAGACGUUUCAAUCACUUUGAUGAACUGUCGGGCAGGUUUUGGCUACGGUCUUGGCCCGGAUCUGCGGAUUCCCUCGACAACCCUGUUUUCAGUCACUCCGAUGAACUUCUCCACCUCCGUGCAUUGGACCAGACCUGCUGUUACCAUGACGACACUCUGUCCAUCGUGUCCACCUUCCCCGGAAGCGAAGCACAACUCAACACCAUCUACGCACAUGGUUCGCAGUAUAACUGGGAUGUUAGUGGCAGCAGCAUCAACGAUUUCAUGGCCGACUCCGGCAAGGCGAGCGACAUCUCUGUGUGCAGCUGGCCCGUUGAGCCCAUCCAGUGGACGCCGUUUCCGUUGCUGCAGCAGCUGGGGAUCCAGCGGCCGACUAAGACAUCCCGGCCUCGCUCCUACUGCGAGGGAAUGGAGCUGGUGGACAUGGAGAAAACCUGGACUGAGCACCACCACAGCUAAGAAACCAGAGUACAGAAUAAACUGAACGACAGCCAUCAACAUGGAGCCGGCGAUCCAAAAACCUCCAGCAUCGCUCCCAUCUGAUCAGGAACUACAUGCAACCCAGUUACAGCCCGUCUGAUCUAUUUUUUAUUUUUAUAUAUUAUAUAUAUAUAAAAAUAAAAAAAAAUACAUACACACACACACCAAGUGCAAAUCCAAGGGUUUUCAUUUCAGCAUUUUGUUUUAUAUAUAUAUAUAUAUUCUAAGAAUAAACCUGGUUUAUAUGUUCCACUUAACAUUUGCUAAAAGUAAGAAACAAGUUCUGGAGCUGGAGAAUCUUUUGAUCGAUUCAUAUUUGGUAGAGCGUGUUCUUUAUGGUUCUAUACUGGCAUGCCACUGUUCAGGGUAAUACUCAAGGUUCUGUAAAAUGCUUUUCAAAUAUGGAUAAAGGAAAAAAAAUAUAUAUAUAAAUUAAGGUCCGUGGCACAGCCUAAUGCUGAAGUCUUUGAAGCUUUUUUUUUUUUUUUUAAAUUGUGCAUCAUUGUAGAAACUAAACAAUCAAUAUGGUUUGUAUAUAUACACACAUAUGCACAUUGUUUCUGCACAUUUGCAAACUACCAGAAAGAUUACAUUCACCACUCUUCUAGCCUUCCAGAGCCCCAAUUAGAGGCUCUGCGUUUUAAAAGACAAACCGACGACGACGAAACAACCUCAACAACGUCAACAACAAACAUGUACUGAGCAGCCAAAAAUAUGUCAGGAUUUAUUACUGUGGAGGAACUUCAGAUGUGAAUAACCAAACUGUACACGUUACAAUCACAAUCUGUAAACAGGUAAAAGCCACUUGACGUGUUGCAUCUUCAGACAAUUUGAAUCAAGGCAAUGAAAUGUGGGUGACUUUUGCACUGUUAAAAUGUCAACCUUGAUGAACAAACAAGAUUUAUUUUUUUGUUUAAA